Molecule: messenger RNA, 7391 nt
Organism: Paramormyrops kingsleyae
Lineage: Eukaryota; Metazoa; Chordata; Actinopteri; Osteoglossiformes; Mormyridae
Gene: casp8ap2
Product: caspase 8 associated protein 2
Biological process (GO): extrinsic apoptotic signaling pathway via death domain receptors; Fas signaling pathway
Cellular component (GO): PML body; mitochondrion
Molecular function (GO): transcription corepressor activity
Source: RefSeq, a predicted model, not a curated record
GUACUCUGGGUAAAGGAAGCAGCGCCCGUCUGCAGACCGCGGGAAAAUAACGUCAUUUCCUGUUUUGAGGAGGCACUCAGUUGGCGCGCCUGUGCCUUGCUAACUAGCUUUGUGAAAGCUAUGUUGGAGGAAAAACUGCAGUCCAGCAAAUUACAAAGGUGUAUUUGCAGUGCCUUCUGUAAAAGUAUUUAUGGAUGAGCCAACAGGAAACAACAUGGAGAAGAUUUUCUUAGAUGAGAUGUACGGAGAUCUCAGUUUGAAAAAUUGUGACUCACCUGUGGUUAAUGAGGAUUCAGUGGAUAUUUACUGGGGGCUGGACCAGAGUCCCGUCAACAGUAAAAAUGCAGAGAUUGUUAGUACACCCAUCUUAUGCCAGAAGUUAAAAGAUUCCAUGGAUCUAUAUGAAGAAUUAAUCACUGAGGAGCAGCAGCAUAAAGAAUCUACUCACAAUGAGCUUAAGAGCAAACUGGACACAGCAGAAAACAAUGUUAAAGAAUUAAUAUGGAGACUGCAGCAUGCAGAAACACAGAAUGAAAAGCUGCUCAAUGAAAACAUGCAACUCAAGAAGAACAUAAGUGCCCUUAUUAAAACAGCCAAGAUGGAAAUUGGGCGCAAGAACGAGGAGAUCAACAGACUGAAUCAUAGGUCUGGUCGUUUUGGUAGCGGCCCUCCCUUUCCUCGAUCACAGAUCAACUUGCAAAGACGUGAAUUUACCAGAUUAAACCCUGCAGGGACAUGUGAUCUAGCUGGAUCAGUACAAACACAAGAACACAGGGUCAGCUCUGCGCAAAAGGACCUCCCUCAACCAUCCCAGAAAGACAGAAAUGUUCCUGUUCACCGGCCCAAUGUUGAGGCUGCGGAUGCCCCGCUUUCGAACUCUUCAGUACAUGACAAAGCGAGGGGCGUGGGUACAGCCAUCGAGGCAUCCAGUAAACGUGCUAAUUUUGUACAUGUGAAUAAGAGCAGAGAUUCUAGAAUUCUCCGUCCUGCUGGCAGGGAAGGAGAAGCUCCAUCUGAGAGACAGUGUACAAGGAAUGAUGAUAGACUGCAGGUAAGCACUGUAACACAGGGACUUGCCUUCCAGGAAAGAACGAGUGGGAAGUGUGAGUCCACUGAGAAAAGAGACCCGCACAAUCGUGAUGAUUCUAGUGUAAGCAGUGAAUGUAAGGUGAAGGAUCGAGGAGGAUUAAACUCAGAGCGCCGGGAAGCAGGCCAAGAUCACGUCAAGCCAAACAAAGGAAGCCACCCGCUCACCACUGACUUUUCAAGGAAAUCUGAGAAGGUCCACAGCCCUCCUCGUCAGAAGAGGCCAACUCCAGAAGCUCUGCACCACCGACCUUCCAACUCGCAUGCAUCAAAAGGGCGACACAAGGACUCCGGGGAUGCUGAGGCAAAAAGUAUUAGGGAGCGAAGGCGCAACCAUGACCAGAAUGGGCUGGACAGGAGCACUGCAGAAUCCAGUGGCAAAGAGAGAAAGCAGCACAGCUCAAGCCAGAGUGGUGUUGAAGAGCGGUCAAGCUCCUCAUCCAGGCGCAGGGGGCAGAGGAGUCCACCAAGGGACAAUCGGCAGAGAGAGGACAAGAGUUCCGGAAAUGAGGGCGGCGGGAGUAGGCAAGAGCGAAGCUCUAGGAUGGAGAAAAGCAAAGACCACGAGCGGAAGAGGAGAAAAGAAAGUGAGAAAGGUCAGAGGGAUAGCUCUAGGAAAAAAGAUGAGUGUAAGAAAGAAGCAGAAUCAGGGAGUCAUGAGAGUUUAAGAAAUGACAAGCAAGCUGCCGCUUCCAAUGCACUGUGCAACAGGACAGAUAGCAACGGAGACCAGGCUAAGUACCCAGCUUCAGCUGGUCAAAGGGACCGGACUAAGAACAGCAAAGACUCCAAAGUGACUGGUGAUAGGUGUGAUGGGGCAAAGCUCUCGGACAAAAAUACUCAAAAUAAGAAAUUAAGUUUCAUGGAAACGCUGAACCUCACCCUGUCCCCAGUUAAAAAACCAAGGCUUUCCUCUGAAGGUAAUGACCAAGCGAACAGACCAGCUGAAGGUGGCCAAGAAGAAUGUGAUCAGUUUAAUUUAGGAGAGGAUUACUGUGUCAUUGAUGAGGUGGAUAGUAGCCAUGAGUCCUUCCAGGAGAAGGUGGUACAAUGUUCUGUAAGCCCUGCAAGAGAGGAUGCUCAACAGCCAACACUCAAGUCUGAUUCUGAAGAGUCUGAAAAAGCACCUGAGCGGGUUGGUAACAAAACCCAGUUACCAGAUGAGGUAAUGAUUGAGUCUGAAGAAGGAAGCCAUGGUGAAAACCACACAGAGCUGCGAAGAGCUGAAGGUGAAUCCCCUCCUGCCUCCGACAAUCAGCUGUCCGGAUCUACACCAUUGGAGAAAAGCCCCAGUAAGGAGAAAUGUUCACUUUCAGAAAUUAAGGACACUGAUCCUGAUGAAGCCACAAUUCUCAGCAAAUCGCAAGAUACUCACUCUGAAGAGCAGUCUGAAACUUCAAUACUUCACCCCAUUUUAGCUCCAGUUGAUGCCCAUUUGAGCACAUCCAGUGAUCAGACUGGUCACUCUACCUGUGAGACUCCACAUCCUGAAUCUGUGUUGACUAUGACCCAAGAUCCAGUUGGCAUCUAUAUGAAUACAUCACCUGGGAACAAAACCAGCGGUCACACUGAAUUAUGGAAUAGUCCAGUUCCUGGCCAGUCUGAAACGACUUCAGAGCAUGUGGUUGGCCCUGGUUCCCUGGAAACAAAUCCCGAUUGUGUCAUAUUAAUGGAAAAAGAUGGUGACACAAGUACAGAUGUUGUUUCAAGCACUGUCAACAUGCCACUAGAUACUUGUAUGGCUGAAGUUCUCUCUAAUUUCACAGAAGCGCUUGUCAUUUCCAGUACAGAGCCAGAGAGCUCAAGCCAGAGUGGUGUUAAAGAGCGGUCAAGCUCCUCAUCCAGGCGCAGGGGGCAGAGGAGUCCACCAAGGGACCAUCGGCAGAGAGAGGACAAGAGUUCCGGAAAUGAGGGCGGCGGGAGUAGGCAAGAGCGAAGCUCUAGGAUGGAGAAAAGCAAAGACCACGAGCGGAAGAGGAGAAAAGAAAGUGAGAAAGGUCAGAGGGAUAGCUCUAGGAAAAAAGAUGAGUGUAAGAAAGAAGCAGAAUCAGGGAGUCAUGAGAGUUUAAGAAAUGACAAGCAGGCUGAAUCCCCUCCUGCCUCUGACAAUCAGCUGUUCGGAUCUACGCCGUUGGAGAAAAGCCCCAUUUCUAGUACAGAGCCAGAAAGCGAUGUUAAAAAUUCAGCACCGGAGCACAGCCUGUCAAAAGAUCACACCCUAGAAUUGUCUGGGGUGAGCAGGACGUUCACAACGCAUGUGGUGCCUGAACCGGAAGUCAGUAGUUCCUUUCCUUCACCUAAAAACUGUUCUGAGCCUAAUUCCACUUGGAAUGAGGACCAGGACCCGGUGCCCUCAAGUUCCACUUCAUUCCACGAUGAAGACUCUAUGAUGCUUACUCUGAAGAGCAUUCAGUUCUUCCCAAAUGUUAUCAGCCCACUUACCAGUCCUGUCCGUCCAGUAAAAAACCAAGCAUUGUCCUCUGGGAAGGCGCCACACGUGAAAAGCCUGAGUACAGAAUUCUCCAGUGUGACUGUAACCUUCAGCACCAGCACAAGAAAAAUGGACGUGAAUAAGGAGAAUGAGAAACCCGACUACAGCUCCGUGAAGCUCCCACAGAAGGACCAGACCCCACCGGCGGCCUCUUCCCUCUCCUCCUCCAGCACGACAGAGGAUGAAAAUGAACUAGAAGAGGGAGCGAUCGUCAGUGACAAUGAAGAUGGUUCUCCAGUCCCUGCCAGUCCACCGCAGAAUAAAGCCAGUUCUGUGAUGGCCAGCAGUAAUCAGUCCAGCCCAAAGUCCGCUCGACUUGCCGAGAAAGAUGCCCGGAAGGCGCCGGAGGUUUCUGCGGGUGUCUCUGGAGUUGGAGGCAAAGCAAUGCAGAGCAAAUCUAAGAAGAUGUCUCUCCCAAAUAAGAAGCCCUUCAAAACAUUUGUGCCACUUUUGCCCAAAACAAAUCCAUCUACCAUCCCUGAAGUCAUGGACAUGUUCACACAGAUUCACACACACACAAGAAACAAGUAUAUGGAACUUCAUAAAACAUUUCCCAAAAAAUACUUCUACAAUAUAAUUGACAUGUCUCGAGUAUCCUUUACAGACUUUGUAAAUAAUGUGAACUUUAGUAAACUGUGUAGUACGGAGCACAACCUAAAGCCCAAGCUGAACAACAUCAUUUCUGUCUGCAUGAAUAAAAUUUCCAAUAAUGGUAUCGUCAAGCGCAUCUUUGAACAGCAGUCCCCGAGUCUGAAGAAAAAACUGUGGAAUUUUGUGGAAGGUCAGUUUGACUUCUUGUUCAAGGAAAUCAAGGCCACCCUUUUGAGUCAGUGCAGACCCGCAGAUGUGAAACAUUCCUCCAUGAUCAAGUGCAACUUCAAAAAUACAAAAAAGAAUCUGGUUCCAUUGCUGAAGAAAUUGCCUGAUAGCAUAGUUAAAUCUUCAGUUACUCCAAUGCCCAGAAGAAAGUUGGAACACAAGACUUCUGAACCGCCGGGGAAAAAAACUCUUUUACCACCUGUCAUUCCCCACUGCACUGGUCUGGGGAGCAGAGGUAAAAAUCUGAGGAUGACUGUAAGUGAGGAAGAUAAGGUUCCAGAAAGGAAAAAGCAAGAUCUGCAACUUGUUCAUCAUUCUGCAUUCACACCCUCAAAUAAUGCUAAUAGUCCAGAAAAACCACCUGCUUUGGUCCGUCGCCUUUCCCAUAGUGCCUCCUUGCAGGAUAAAUCUGACUAUGACAUUCUCACUGAGCAGCAGACAUCCAGCUUGACCUUUAACCUAGUCACAGACUCCCAAAUGGGAGAGAUCUUCGAGUGUUUGUUGCAGGAUGGCUUAGAUCUGAUGGAAAACAGUGUAUCUGCAGCAGACUCCAACAAUUGGUCUGUCAGUACACCUCGGAAAGACGGUACUUGUGGCGAGAGUUUUGCAGGGAUACCUCCAGAUGAGGCUGCAACUCCAUCAAAACUCAUAACAGCCUGGUCAGACAUUUCACCAUGCAAAUUCUCUCCCAACUCAAAAAUUCACAUCCCUCUGAACCCAGCUGUGCUUGACGAAAGUUGUAUGCUGGAGGUCCCCCCAAGCUUUGCUUUCGACAGAGUAACACCAUCCUCCACAGUAAUUUCAGAAAGGGCCUAUUCAAUCUUGACUGAGGAUCUGGCAGUCUCUCUCACUAUCCCUUCACCGCUGAAGUCUGAUGGCCACCUGAGCUUCCUGAGCUCUGUUAACAGAGGGCCGGCCUCAGCCCCUGACAGUGUCAUCAGUGCACGCUUAAGCGAGGAUGCUCUGCUGGAUGGGGAAGAUGCUACCGAACAAGACAUUCACCUAGCCCUGGACUCCGACAACACAAGUGUUGAGUCUAGUGGAGAAGGUGUCUCACAGGAGGCCAUCACGUCACCUGUGUUUCAGAUCAAGCCUCAUGUGCCGAUGCAGGCGGUUGUGAUGGAGAAAUCCAAUGACCACUUCAUUGUAAGAAUUAGACACGCAUCUACUGCCUUUGUGUCAAGUACCAUCCACAAUCCUGUAGACCUAGACAAACCAGACAAACCACAAUCAGUAUUUUCAGGAGAGAGAAAAGGUGCAAUGGAUGCCGUGCUUUCAGCCUCAGAGUUGGUAUCUGUUGGUGAAGAGUCUCCGACGUUGGCUUGCCAGGACAGAAAUGUCACCUGCGAUGAUGGUGGUGCAUGUUCCUCUAGAGAUGCUGCCAGAGAGCCAGCAGGGUGUGAAACAGAAUCCCUGGUGGCUCAUGAUGAACCAGCUGUGGAGAAUGAUGAAAGCGUCCUCAUAAAAAGUCAUGGCAAGGCUGGAAAGCGGAAGAAGCACCAUCCUGAGUUGAAGGCCAAGAAAGCGAGGACUGACGAGGCACAGGGAGGGAAGCAAAGGCAGAAGAAGUCAAGAAACAUGAACAAAGAGAUGAGGAGCCCAAAGGAGAAGAGGAGUGGCUCAGUGUCUAUCCCACUGUCACCCAACAGUCUGUCUGCAAGGAAUGUAGUUAGGAAAAGAGGAGAAGUGGUGGUGACGUGGAGCAGGGAAGAGGACAGGGAUAUUCUUAUUGAGCUGAUGACGAAGGGGGCCUCCCAAGAGACAUUCUCAGCUCUGUCAACCAAGAUAAACAAAUCACCUACCCAGAUUGAGGAGAGGUUUUCCCAACUGAUGAAGCUCUUCAAGGAGAAGGAGAAGAUGAAGAGCUGAGCUGUUGAGGGAUGUGAAAUGUCAGCGUUUCCUGCUUAUGUUACCGGAGGGCUGAAGUAGAUUUUGCCGCAAUGCCAGAAGCCCAGCCAAGUGCUCAUGAUGUAGCAGUGGCCUGGAAACAGGGCAACGUUUAAUAUUGGCGGGUGAACCUGAAUCAGUCUUAGCUAUGGUCCCCUUGGGGGUGCAUCAAGUGGAGAUAGACAGGACCCUAACCCUAGGCCAUCCACUUGCAGAGCCAGUACUAGCUGUCCCUAUAAAGGCUAUUUUUGCGGAGGGUGGAUAAGGGGAUGGAGUGGAACUCCUGAUGCACACUGCUGAAACAAGGAAGACUGUCGACAAAGAAUUUCUGAAGUGUCUAUUUACCAGUGGUAAUGUUCAACUUGGUAAGUGGCAAACAUGUUAACCUGAGUUUGCUGGACAGUAGGUUUCCAUCCAGUAAUGACUGGAGCUUACUGAAUUAUUCAAAAUGCACAAAACAUUUAGUGACGUGGUUCCACUCAAAGGAAACUAUGAUGCUCUUUGGGAACAGUGACCAGUGUUGCCAGUGCUAAAGUGACUGUUUUUGUACUGAAGUGUCUUCUUUUAAUUACUGGCAGUCCUUGUUGUUUUCAAGAACUACCUCAUUCUUCUUUAGCUUUAUGAAUCGGGCCCUUGCGCAAUUUAAAGCCUUCAUCUGCUGCCAGAUUUUAGAGAAAGCUCUUCUGCUGAUGUCAGUAUCAUUAUGUUAUUGUAUAAAUACAUUUAGAUCCUCAUGCUAUGGCUACACAUGGUGUACAGUUGCAGAAAUUUCAGAACGUUGCGGUUUUAUUCAGCCUUGGCAAUAGCUCUCCGAAUAAAGCCAGGUGCAGUGUACACCAGUUUAUGGAGACACGUAACAGUUACCACUUCUGAACUUGAACACGAAUGUGUACAUGAACAAGGGUUCAUGUACAAAACAAAUCUGGCAAAAUUUUGUUUCAGUCACAGUACUACAAAGUUAUUUUGAGGGCAUUUGCAUUUUUGGUUAAAAGUGAAUGCCAACAAAACCCAUGUUUAUGAAAUGUUAAUACUUUUAAUGUAUAAAUGUGUACAGAAAUUAUUUUGGAUGAAUGUUUGCUUUUCUAGUUUUUGCUAAAGGAUAAGUCAC